GAAUGUCACCAGAGGAAGUCAGCUGAAAACAGUUAAAUCAUUUGCCUGCAACAUUACCCAAGACGUGACUUUUCCGAUGCAUAUGAUGAAAUCAAGAGAAUCCUCUUCAUGUAGACAUUAUUUCUGAUCUUUCUCAUGAAUUAGUCCUGUAUCUUUACAAUGAACAAUCAAUAAAACUACUUUACCAUCAAGAAUAUGAUACCAAUGGAUAAAAAGAGGAAUCCAACACGGAGGAGAACACAGUUUAAUCCAGGGGCUUGUAUUCAACUGAAAGAGGUGCCAGAAGAGCCACUUCCAUUGGAGGAAGGAGAUAAUUUUCACUUAAGUUUAUAUGACUCAUUGGAAUCUGAUUCUGACAGUUUAAUUCAAGAGCAGCAAUACCAACAAGAGCUGAAACAUCGCAUUCAGGAAAAUGAAGUGGUAUUUCAGAAGUUUGACACUGAAUUUGAUACAGAGAAUGGAGAUGAUGACGACCAGGAUUUGUACGAUAGUCUGGAAGAAGCAGAAGUUGAAAAUGAGUUUGAUGGAAGCAAGUUUGAACCGGAGCACAAGGGUAGUGAAAAAACAAGAAAUCACACCAGUGACAAAUAUGCCAGCCUAAAGUAUGAUCCCAAUUGGAGGAAUACCAGAGAGGGGGCAGAGAUUCUUUUGUCCAAGGAGGUGCUUCAACAACAAAGCCCACAUCUUAAUGAUUCCCUGAUGAAUUUGCUCCAGGAGUCGAAUGACCUGUUAGAGAAUGAUGUUGCAGUAUCCCAUGAAUUUAAGCACCCAGAUUUAUUGGAACAUAGAAGGCUAGCAAAUAAAUCUCAAGGAGUUAGAUUUAUUUUGAGAGAAAAUGGUAAAAAUGCAGAGAAGCAACCUAAAAGGAAAAGACCACCUUCUCCUUGCAAAUUUAGUGACAGCAGUCAAGAAGAAUGUGAUUUAUUUGAUUCUUCUGCCUCUUAUGAUGAUAACAGUACAACUGAUUUGCAAAACCACAGGAAAAGCAGAUCAGAAAAUAUUGCAAAAACAGUACCAUGGGUUAAACAUGGGAAAAAUAAAUAUCACAAUGGAACAAGUGACAAUGAAAUGUUGAAGGAUCGUGAAUAUGGACACCUUAACUUAUUGGAACACAAGAAACAAAUGGGUAAAUCUCAAGGAGUUAGAUUUCGUUUGAGAGAAAAUGACAGCAAUGAAGAGAAACAGACUAAAAGGAAAAGACCACCUCCUUAUUGUAAAAAUAUUGAAAGCAGUCAAGAAGAAUGUGAGUCUCUUGAUUCUUUUGGAUCUUAUGAGACCAACAAGAGUGAUUUGCGAAAGGAUAGGAAAAUGGCAACAGACAAGAUUGCAGAAACAGGAUCCCAGGAUGAUCAUGGGAAAAAUAAACAUCACCAUGAAGAAGACUUUGAAAAUUUAAAUGAUCACUAUCAGAAAGAGUACAUACAGUACUGGGAGUGUGAGUCAAUGCACAGUGAUGGAAGCAUAAAUAGUGUUAAAAGCAGCAAGGUCCCUGUGAUCUCUUGUGACAGGAAAUUAGAAGCAAAAGAAAGAUCAAGGAAUGACAUUGUGGAACGUAAUAAGCAAACUCUGGGUGCACGCAAAAUAACCUCAUAUCAACAAUUAUACAAUGAAAUGAAGACCAGAAGUACUCAGAAGGUAUCCACUACGAAAAGUUGCAAGACCAUGACUAUUGAGGAGUCCAAGCAAAAUACUGUGGAUGGUCAGGAGAACAGUGCUGAAAUGAAGUGGAAGCAAAGGGCUCAGAAGUUACAGAACUACAAGACAAAACAAUUAUCUACUAAGAAAAAAGGAUUGACGAAUGUAGAGAGAGAGAAACCCUCACGGCCGCCUGAUAAGCCUUCAACUAAACAGCAUACACAGAAAACUGAGCAUGAGGAGAAGUUGCGACAUGUUGAAGAUGUGGAGGUUCAUCAGAAUAAAAACACAUCUGAGUUGCUAAUAAUUCAUACAGAUGAUGACAGUGUUCCAUUGACUCCGGGCAGUGACCAUACAUUUACCUCAUCAUCACGCAGUCAAGUUGGUCAUGCUUUUAAUCCCAAACCUCAGCCAACAGUGAAUCUCAACAUUCAUUUAAGUACUUCUUCAGAUUUUGUCCCAACUAUAUCUAGUGAUAAUACACAAACGACUGUUAGACUAGUAGCAUCACAUCAUCCAAUGAGUCAAGGCUCUUCAUAUUACAAUAGCCACAAUGGUUAUAAUGCACUGCAGCACCAAAAUCCUGUUCCGUAUUUUCAGGACUCUCAAAGGACUACUCACAAUCCACACCAAUACAGCCCAUCAUGA
Messenger RNA from Pristis pectinata (smalltooth sawfish), 2283 nucleotides. RefSeq names its product jhy protein homolog. Gene Ontology annotation, biological process: axoneme assembly. NCBI's taxonomy places the organism in Eukaryota, Metazoa, Chordata, Chondrichthyes, Rhinopristiformes, Pristidae. The record is from RefSeq and is a predicted model, not a curated record. The transcript has 6 exons. Bases 196 to 2283 code for a protein of 695 amino acids.